Messenger RNA from Mugil cephalus (flathead mullet), 4950 nucleotides. It is a transcript of the gene bmal2, whose product is annotated as aryl hydrocarbon receptor nuclear translocator-like 2. Gene Ontology annotation, biological process: regulation of transcription by RNA polymerase II. Lineage: Eukaryota; Metazoa; Chordata; Actinopteri; Mugiliformes; Mugilidae. The transcript has 17 exons. Gene Ontology annotation, cellular component: cytoplasm; transcription regulator complex; aryl hydrocarbon receptor complex. The record is from RefSeq and is a predicted model, not a curated record. Gene Ontology annotation, molecular function: DNA-binding transcription factor activity, RNA polymerase II-specific; protein dimerization activity; RNA polymerase II cis-regulatory region sequence-specific DNA binding. The coding region runs from base 321 to 2234 and encodes 637 amino acids.
AAUAAAUAAAUAAUCCAUCUACGGGAGAAGCUGCAGCGGUGACUCCGGUGAGCCGGUAGGAGGAGACUGUGCUCCGUCUUCCGUGUUUACCCCAACACUGCCCUAAUUACACCGCACGAUUGUACCUUUGUGCACGUUUCUGUGCCCUCGUCCACUUUCUCUGAAUCUAGGGGGGUAAAUCAAUAAACAGGCGAUCGCUCUGCGUCUUGCGGCUCCACCACAACGUGUCCCGUAAACACAGCGAUAUAUCUGGGAGCGAUCGACCGCCUCAUCCAUGCAUUGGAGUCCCGGGCCCCGGCACACCGGCUCCGGCUCCAGCCAUGUCGGCCAGGAACGUAGCGACCGGCGGCGGUGACAGGGCGGGAGGCGAACCGGCAGAGGAUGUGCUGGUUGAAGAAAAUCAAAGCAGUUCCAUGUCCCUGUCCAGCCUGAUGACCACGGCCUCAGCCGCUGGUGUGUCCUUGAGCAUGGACAUGACUCGGAAACGCAAGGGCAGCAUGGACAACCAUGAUUCAAAGUCUGCUUCAGUCCUUGAUGUAGAUAUGGAAGAUGACCAAAACGGGUCAGAUGGAGACGACCAACAUGUCAAAAUUAAAUGCUUCAGGGAACCACACAGCCAAAUUGAGAAGAGGAGACGGGACAAAAUGAACAACCUCAUAGACAAGCUGUCGGCCAUGAUCCCGACCUGUAACCCCAUGUCUCGUAAACUGGACAAACUCACUGUGCUCAGAAUGGCUGUGCAGCAUCUCAAAUCCCUCAAAGGUUCAGCAAGUUCCUUCUCUGAAGCCAACUACAAACCAUCGUUCCUUCCGGACGAGGAGCUUAAACACCUCGUCCUUAAGGCUGCAGAUGGGUUCCUGUUUGUAGUGGGCUGUGAUCGUGGGAAAAUAGUUUUUGUCUCAGAGUCCAUCACGAAGAUAUUAAAUUAUAGUCGGGCGGAGCUGAUUGGACAGAGUCUGUUUGAUUACAUACACCCCAAGGACAUGGGAAAAGUGAAGGAGCAGCUGUCGGCUUCUGAAUUAUACCCUCGUGAACGUCUAAUAGACGCUAAAACCGGUCUCCAGGUUCAGGCCGACCUCCCCGUCGGUGCAGCGCGGCUGUGCUCAGGCGCACGACGCUCUUUCUUCUGCCGCAUGAAGUACAACAAAGUUUCUGUCAAAAUGGAAGAGAAGGAAUCUCAGGCCAACACGUCCAAAAAGAAAGAGUCGCAGAAGUUCUGCACAGUCCACUGUACAGGCUACAUGCGCAGCUGGCCCAGUAGUCAAAUGGAGGCGGAGGGGGAGGGGGAAGCAGACAAGCAGGACAGCUCCCACUUCAGCUGUCUCGUAGCAGUGGGACGUGUCCACUCCCACUCGUCUCCCCAGGUUAACGGAGAAGUCCGGGUUAAACCCACAGAGUUCGUCACGCGCUAUGCUAUGGAUGGCAAAUUCACCUUCGUUGAUCAACGAGCGACAACAAUUCUUGGUUACCUUCCCCAAGAAUUACUUGGGACGUCCUGCUACGAGUACUUUCAUCAAGAUGACUUACCGCAUUUAGCUGACAGACAUCGAAAAGUGCUACGGAGUAAAGAGAAAAUAGAGACAAACUGCUACAAGUUCAAAACAAAAUAUGGUUCUUUUGUCACUCUGAAAAGCCAGUGGUUUAGUUUUGUAAAUCCGUGGACCAAAGAAGUAGAAUACAUAGUGUCAACUAACACAGUCAUAUCGCACGAUCACAGUCGAACGAGUCGGUCGGGAAACAAGUCUGAACAAUCAAGCAAUUCCAAGGCCUCUGAAGAAGAAUGCAAGAAGUCCCUCCCAAUCAUACCGGGCAUCUCCACCACACCUGGAACUAUGAUAUACGCUGGAAGCAUAGGGACCCAGAUAGCCAAUGAGCUGCUGGAUUUCAACAGGAUGAAUUCGUCACCUUCCAGUGGUACCGUCAGCCCGUUCAGCCUACCACAGGACAAGUCUCCUCAGACUCAACUCAGCAACAGUGUGCCAAAUGGAGUAACAUCAGACAUGGAGAUUCCUGGAAAGUCCAGCUCAGACGACGAACCCCAAGGAGCUGCGUUCUCUGCAGGAGAAACUCUCAUGGGGGAAAAUUCUCAGCUGGACUUGGACAGCAUGGUCGGGCCGGGCCUUAGUAGUCUUAGCAACGACGAGGCAGCCAUGGCAGUGAUCAUGAGCCUCCUGGAGACGGACACCAACCUGGGAGAGACUGUGGAUUUCGAAGAGAUGCACUGGUCCUUAUAGAAUCUGCAUCUGCACGCAACACUUGGACCGUCAGUGUGAUGAUGGCCAGAACUGCAUAAUGCUCGCUCCAAGAAACGGCAUUAUGUUGUUUUUUGUUUUUUGUUUUUUUUAAAUACUUUAAUUUAUUAGUUAGCCUUUUUUCCACAUAAGCUGUGUUUGGUCGGCUGCUCUAUCAGGUGCGGGAUCCACGGAAAAUGAGGAGCAACUGCUCUCCCUCUUCAGAAAGAGGACGUGCCUCUAAAGCCUUAUAGCGGUUUGCCUGCCCUGACACGCUGUCCUCCUCCUCCUCCUCCUCCUCCUCUUCCUCCUCUUUUUUCCUCAAGUCUACUGUCUGAAGCCAAUGAAUGCGAAUGGCAGUGAUGUGACAUGGAUCAUGACGGCUCUGGAUUCCUGCUUCUAUUUCUCUCUUCCAACUACAUUUAUUAAACAAAGGUUGAGAGCGGUAAUGCAAAAAACAAAAAAAAACAAAAAAAAAAAAUUGCACUGAAUAGAUGAAACGUUUUUAAACGGUUGUAAUUUCCACUAGGUACUGUACUUUUAAUUGAAAUGCGACACACCGCGACGACCUGGCCCAUGUCUGCAACCCCUCAGGACCCCAACCCGCCGGUAUCCAGUGUACCGCGGCAGACCACACUUCCAUAACCUCUGCUCUUUGAGAGCCGCCUGACGUCGUGGCACUCUGAGAUUUUUCUCUUAACUUGUCAGUAUCUGAACACUGUCGAUGAAAGCGGUCUAGUAACCUCUUCUCUUGCACGCAGACUCAAACACACUGUAUACGUGUGGAGACGGUAUGAUUUGCAAACAUCAUGUCUUCAGGCCAAACGUGUCUUAAAGGGAUAGUUUGCAUAGGAAGCCCUGGAAUUUUGCUGGCUCUAGCUUCAAACAUUUAACGUUUCGUGGCAGCAGAAAUACACACACACGCCGUCGUAAAUUUGUCGAGACCUGCCAGUUUGGGUGGUUUUGCCGCGUACUCACUGCUGUGUAUUUGCGAGCACUACAGUAUGAUGUCAUGAAAAGCUAAACAGCACUUUAGAGGCGCUGAAAUCGAGGUUUGGUUGCUUUGGCUGCGAGACGACGAACCCAUUUCUCAUCUGUGACAUUUUAUCAAUGCGUGUUCGAGGCUUGACGAUGGACGUGAUAACUCAGGGAGUUAUCCAGGUUUAAGGUUUUACACACUUCCCCGCGUACUGUUCAUUGGUAUGCGGCGUAGAGAUUCUGUUCACCUGUGCGUCUGUGUUCGUAUUGUGAGCUGUCGUCAUUCGGAUAAGCCAUAGCUUUAGCUCUUUUUCUUUUUUUUUUUUUUGUCUUUUUUCAUGUACUGUUAUGCACUGACAGUCAAAAGACACGAUGAUGUCUGUAGUGCGUACAAAGAGACACACAACUUUGCCAUGCUGACAUUUGUUGAGGGACUGUGCUAUGCAGAGCAAUCAUUCCAUGAGUUUCUAAACUUUAAAAAAGUUCUGUUAUUUCCUCUCAGUGUGUAAAGGUCACGUGCAUGACUCCUAAAGAUAUGAAAUCCUUUGCUGUCUUGUAAUAUGAUAUUUGGUGAGAACUUGAACAGAGUCGAUGUGUGCUACGGAUCCCGUUGCUAUUUACCUCGUAAUUUUUUGCCCAUGGUCGAAAACUGCAGAUUUAGCUUUUAUUCCAAGAGGAAAAAAAAAAAAAAAAACAUUUAUAGCAAUUAUGUGAUGACCUGUUUGUUUAGAGAUCCACUCAACACGUGGUUGAGUUGAUUUAUUUUAUAGAAUUUACCAAAGUAUAACAAAGUUAUUGGCUAUUGCACUUAAGUAUACUGAUUCUGAUUAAGCAAAAGAAAAAAGAAAAAAAAAAAAAUCUCAAAGCGAUAUAUAAAAUUUAUAAAAGGUUACACAUCCAGCAAAAUUAUUAUUUUGGCCCACGUAACAUUCAUUUUGUAUUUUAUCCCCUGCGACCGUAUGUUGCAUUAAAGUUUUAUAGAACGGGCUGAGUAUAGAAGAGUACAAUAUACAAACUAACCCCAUAUCUAACCGAGUUACGCCCCAACAUUUCAUGACGCAUCGUUCAGUCUCUCCAGCCACGAUUUUUAUUCCCGAGGACUGUUGAGGAUGUUUCCAAUAAGAACUCUUGUUUCAAGGAUAGAAGAGAAAUAUGAAGAAUUCCGUCUUUUUUUCCCUAGUGCUUGAAUUAUGAGGAGCUGAACUCACAAGGACCCUUGAGUCUGUGUCCGAAGUGCCUUUGGACAUUCCUGCUCGGACACACAAUGAGGCCGUGUGGCGUUCGGAGACCUCCUCCCACGUGGGUCGCCUCAGCUGACUGAACGGAGGGCUAAAACGUAUCAUUGGAUUAACUUGACCCAACAUGGCGAGCCGUGCUCAUCCUCUGUGAAGUGGAGGCUUGUUCAGAGAUGAAACAGAAACCUGUACAUGUUGGCUUCGAUACUCACUACCUAACCAAACACCCUGAGCUAUGGAGUUGUGCCAUAGAUGCAAAACUGGUCAUUUUUAAAAGGCAAAAAGGACAUUUUGUAUUACUACUACUACUACUACUACUACUACAACGUCUUUGUUCCCAUUUAUCUUGUUCAAUCAUUGCACUGUUGUGACUGUCAUUUUUCCCCAGGAAGCUAAAAUAUUUCUCACACAUCAUCUUAUUUGGUAACCGAGUGAUAACCCCUUUUAAGAGGUCACGUACUUUGCUUUUGUCUCCAUGUGAAAUAAAAUAGUUUUGGUAAGCUGGG